UUGAGAAGACCAGGAGAAAGAAGUUGAGGGGCAUAGUACUCAAACAUUAGGUCAUACUACGCUCCUCAAGAUGUCUUCACGGUAUUUAGUUAAGAAAAGAUAUAAGAACCUUUCCAGAUAUCGCCUCUACAAGUCAGAAAUCAGCGGCCAUGAUACAAAUACGAUGUUCAUGAUUCCUGAAGAUGGGUUGGAACACAUGCCACAUAAUGAGGUGAUAAGGGCACUGAAAAUUCUUGAGGCCGCCCUCCAGCAGUUUGAAAUCCCAAGAUUUAGUAUCAUGACCCAGCUUAAGGUCUUGCUGAUUAAUUUACACAGGAGCCAAGAUGAUUAUCUUGGUGACAAUUCCCUUAUGGCAGAGGCCACUUCCCUCAUCAAUAAGCAUGAUGGGGUUAAGACUUUGGUGUCAUUACUGAUGCUACCAGAUCUUGGGGGCCGGUGGAGUGAACCGGAUGUUUGUGACCAUUCCAUAACUGUUGGCACCCUGCAGGCCACAACGCUCAACGUACUCAAAAAGCUCACCACAAUGGACACAACCAUCGGGUGCCAGCUGAGUGACAGUGAUGAAGUCCUACAGAUUCUUUUCUCAUUAAUGUUGGACUCUGAGACAUACACCAAGGCCAUCACACUAAUUGAACAUCUUCUAAUAUUGAGAAGAAGCACACUACAGCUUAACACAAUACCUGGGCUUGACCGCCUCAUUAGUCAGCUGGAUGGGGAAUACCUAGCCAACUUCUGCAGCAUCCUGGCAGUGACCAUCUCUGACCUAGAUGUCUAUGAAAACAAAACUCUGUUAUAUGAACAGAGUAUGCUUCGCAGCAACAUUAAGAGCCUCUCACCAUUACGGGACAUCAACCAGGAGUACAUUCUCAGCAUCCCCGAGUUCCUCCCUCGACUAGUUAAUUUUGCAACCAAACUUCCAUAUGAGCCACGUUACUCAGGCCGUACCAUGGAAGUUGAUCACUGGAUGCGGUUCAUUGACGACUCCAUGUCAGAAGUGCUCCGCCAGCAUGAAUCUCUCAUGCCGUCUCCUACUCUUAAUUCUGCUGUCUCUGUAACAGAUUUGUUGGAUAGAAUACAACCUCAAGCAAUUCCAAGCCAGAUAGAAGCCUUAACGAGUCCUAUGCUGCAGCGAGUCGAGAGUGUCUAUGUCUUAGGGCUUUUGUUACUUGGUAAACAGAGGAAAGAAGUUCAGACACAACUAGCGAAACUGCGACUUAUUCCCCGCCUUUCCCAGCUAUUUGACCUUUUUAUAUGGAAGUGUGAAACUUACCAGGAGCGAAUAAGAGUGCCGGGUCAUCUAAGUUCAUGUGAAUGUAGUCCAGAGGUAGCACUUAAGAUCCAGUUCCUGAGACUAGUUCAUAGUUUCUGCGACCAGUCAGAGUACAGAUACCUUAUGUUAACACCUACGGAAUACCGCGAGGUGUGUAGCAUCAGCGCCGCCAAAGUGCUCUUGGAGGACACCCCAAGCCCCACCACAACCACCUCUAUGGAUCUGACUAUGACCCAAGGUUCUGACAGUAAUGGAUGCGCAUCACAAGAGAGCAGUUCACCUACUAGUGUUCUCCAAGAGGAAAGUAUAGUCAGCAGAGAAUCUUCAAACAUCUUGAAAGUAGAACCUUUAGGUGGAUCGGGGUUGUCAACUCAGGUGCCAGUGGAGUAUCCCACCGAACAGAUGUGUUCUGGUCCUCAAGGACUCCUAUCAAAGAUUGUCGAGGCCCUGAAGAAGGAAACAACCGGGUCCACAUUUAGGUUCUGGUUUUCAAGAGCUAUUGAGAGUUAUCUUCGAAGUGCUAAUCCUUAUGCUGACCAGGUGUUCCUACUUCGGAGAGGACUCUUGAAGCAUUUAGCAGGCUCAUUACUACAGUGUGAUCCUGGACCUAGUCAGAAAGAGGUAUUACAGUCUACCUUUGACCUUCUUGGGGAACUGCUCAAGUUUAAUGUAGAAGCUUAUCGCAGAUUAGACUACAUAAUCUCUACAGAGCCGAAAGAAAAGAAAUUGUUCCGUCUUGUAACGAAAAAUUUAGUCGAUUCUAACAUGUUGGUUCGAUCAUUAGUUUUGUCAAAUGAUCUUUUCACAAGGGAAGGUAAAGCCAUUGAAUUUGCUUUUCACUCAAGAACACUAAGACAUGUGGCAACGUUCAAGCAAAGACUAGAUUUCUUGGUGCAGCUCAUCAAGACCAUAAGUGUAGACACCUUAACCCAGGAAAAUGUAAGUUGUCUUAAUACUUCGUUGGUAAUACUGAUGUUGGCACAUCGGCAUUCUGAAUUGCCGUUGUAUUUGGAGGGCCUCCGUAGUCAUGUCGAACCACAUCUCCUGACAAAUCUCCGCUCCCUCCUUCGCUUUUGGCAGACACACUACCUCCAUAACAAGGAUAAGGAUUGUAAUACAUUACAAAGGAGUUCUGGCAUCUCUUUCGACUUCUGGCGGGAAACUGUGGCAACGCUGGUGGCUGAGAACAAACUCUCCCCAGACUGCAUCUUCCAUUACUUCUCCCCUGAGGACCUGAGCCUCUCCCGCACCAGCUAGUUGACGACACAGUUAGCCGCUGUAGAGGAGACAAUGCAGAUGUGGAUGAUAAGUUACACUAUAUAAAAAGUAUUAUUUUUUCAUCUUAACUGUGUACGUACAUGCAAAUGGCAUCAAACAGAAGGACAACAGCUUACGCGAUAUGCGGAUUUUUGCAGUUUUAGUACAAAAUUGUAGCUUUAUGUCCUAUUUGCCUCGAAAUAAUGGUGACAUGUUUCCCAAUAUACCGGAACAUUAUAUGCAGUAUACUGGGAGCUACAUUAUUUUACCAUUGGUAGUAGCAAUGCAGUAUUUUCACCAUCUUUAGAGGUAAAGAUAAAGCCACAUAGCACACAGGGAGUAAUAUGUAUGUAUCCAUGAUAUCUAGUCGUGAUAUUCAAGGAAGGACUAGGUUACAGUUUAGAGACUUGAAUUUUGAUUGUGGAAUAUAUUUGCUACAAGACAGAACUUUUAUCAACUUUUCCACUCUCAGUCGUCAUGAAUGUGAAUGUGUACAGUGAAUGCCAUCCCAACUUCUGAGAAAAUGUGAUCCUCUUCAGAUAAAAGCUGGUAUGAGAGUAAAUAGUCUGUCUGAAAUGUAAUAUAUUAAUAUAUUUAUAUGGAAAUGAAGUGUAUCGUUGCAGUCUUGUGCAACAGACCGUAAGAAGUGAUUUCUUCUUCCCACAAAACACUUUAGUAGUGCUGUGGUUCAGUUGUCCAAGUACAACUAAAUUUUGACCAAUGGGAAGAUAGAUGGGGAUGUAAACACUAUCCUUAUCAACUUCUUAACUCUUAGAUACAAGACAAGCAAUUUGUUCUUUCUCCAGUACAGUACUCCUAAUGAUAGCAACUCAGAAGCUAAUGACCAUAAUCCUUUUGAGUCGUUACCUGCUUGUCCUGAAACAAGGAAUAUACAUAAACUAUAAUUGCUUGAUUGUACUCCUUUAAUUCUGCAGUGAGGAAGGACUUGUAGUCUUCCCCAAAAAUGUUUUAAAUAUUUUUGUCACUUUUAUCACAUCUUUUCUCUUGUCUUGAAUAUUGAACCGAGAUCUUAUCCUAGCCAGGACACAAGUGUUUGUUUAAGCUGGGUCAGUAAUUCAAGAAGCAGGUAAAAUUGUGGCACACAGGCAUAAAGGGCUGUUAUCAACUUGAUUUGUCUUAAUUAGCAAAAAUUAUGUUAUUCUUUGUCUACCACUUGUAGUGAUGCAGCUGACUCUGUGUAUUUUCUUGAUUUGUAACUCAAAAGAAUUGAAUGGCACAAUUUGAAUACAUAUACAGCACAUGCACAUACAAUACACCAAACACUUCUUCAUUUUCCUAACUCUACAUAGAGAAAUAUAGUGGUAACUGUAUUUUUCAUUGGGUAAAGACAUUUUGGACUCUCAGUAUACUUAACAGUAACUUUUAUUAUUAUAGGCUGUUGUAAUUUGUACACGAGACACCUAAUGCUGAAGGAGAGUUUUACAAGUCCAAAGUAUAUUACAGUAGAAUGCUGUAUUUAUCUACUUUAAAAUUAUUCCUAAUUCAGGUAACCCUUGUUAUCUCAAUGUUCGCUGUCUGAAAAUUUUAUUCUUGCACCUCUUUUUCACUCUGAAAGCGAUCCUCGCUUAUCCGAAAGAUGGUCCGAUCGAAAAUUCAAAUAACUCCUGUGGUGAACCAUGACCGCCCUCCAAUAAGGUAAUGUACCACCUUUCCAGUACAUAUAUUUAGUUAAACAAUUACUGUUCAGUGUUUAGGUACAUAAAUUACAGUAGUUUAGCAGGUUUUUUGUUGUUUGUGAACCAAUUUCACCAUUUUAGCUCUGAUGACGGUUUUUCUUGUACAGUAGUUAUGCUAUUUAUUUUUUACUUUAUUUUUUUAGGUUUAAUAUUGGGGGUUUAUUGUUGGUGAACUGAACCCUAAUUUGUUAAUUUGUUGUUAUUUACUAUCGGGAAAUUUUAUAUCCAAAUUGUUUUCAAGAAGCCUAACCCAUUCAGGUAACGAGGAUACAUUUAUAGUUUAGUACUUGAUAGAGCGUGACUGACUUGGCUCCAGGGAAAAAAUGGCUUGUCGAGGAUUUCAUAAUGUCGUGUGUCGGGUAUUAAAAAACAUUAUUUAAUAUGCCUUUAUGGAGCUGUAGUAAAAGUAAAGGAAAACAAAGCUAACGGUAAACUGAAAACAUUCCAAUUUUGGAACUGGAUUAUAUAACUUAAAAGAGAAUAUUCUCUCCUAUUUUCCAUGUUGUUGUUCUAAAAUUAAUUAUAAUCAGUCCUCGACCUACGACAGGGUUAGGGACCGACGACCAGGUCGUAAGUCGAAAAUGCGAAAAUAAUACAUAGAAAAUCUAAAAUGGGUGUCUCUUUUUCUUCUAAGCACCACGAGAACUAGAAAAUACUUAAUUUGAAAAAUAUUUUAAAUGACUGCGGCGGUCGUAUGUCCAGGUGGUCAGAAGUCGAGGAGUACCUGUAUUUAUAUAUUUUAAUUCAUUUAAAUAAUACCUUGAACAUAAUUUUGAUAAAGGGAAUCAGUAUAUCAGAGUCGAGGCACAAUUAGGAUACAUUAACCCUUAAACAGCAGGUAUGGUCUGUGGAAGUUGGCUGUAGGGACGGUGGUCAUCAUUAGUGGAAGUUGGCUGUAGGGACGGUGGUCAUCAUUAGUGGAAGUUGGCUGU
Molecule: messenger RNA, 5156 nt
Organism: Homarus americanus (American lobster)
Lineage: Eukaryota; Metazoa; Arthropoda; Malacostraca; Decapoda; Nephropidae
Product: short transient receptor potential channel 4-associated protein-like
Exons: 16
Coding region: 71-2527 (818 amino acids)
Biological process (GO): ubiquitin-dependent protein catabolic process
Cellular component (GO): Cul4A-RING E3 ubiquitin ligase complex
Molecular function (GO): phosphatase binding
Source: RefSeq, a predicted model, not a curated record